This is a messenger RNA of Erythranthe guttata (spotted monkey flower), 2118 nucleotides long. The record is from RefSeq and is a predicted model, not a curated record. Lineage: Eukaryota; Viridiplantae; Streptophyta; Magnoliopsida; Lamiales; Phrymaceae.
UUCGUACUACUGCAAAUGUAACCUGCUCGGCUUCUUCACAAGCGCUUCUCUCUCUUCUUUCUCUCUCUAGAAGAAGCGGAGCGCCAAAAUCUUCCGCCAUGAAUCUCCAAUCUACAACUCACAACUUCCACUUCAGCUUUCGCUGCCCUUAUGCCCAAACCCCUAACCAAAAAUUCAAUCCAAAAUUAACUUCACCCAAUACUGAUCUCCGAAUCACGAGUUGUAGAAUCAAUCACCGCAUUAUCACAAAUUGCAGUGGAACAGACGGCGUUACUCAAUUUCCGUCAAAUGAAGAAGAAAAGGAAGUAGAAGUAUCAGUGUUGGAGAAGAUGCAAACGUUAGAAGAAGUUUCUGAAAACAACGGUGGAGACGAAUUGACGGAAAACGGCAGUUUGUGGGAUCAAGUGACUGAGAUUGUGAAGUUUUCUGGUCCCGCGGUGGGGCUUUGGAUCUGUGGGCCGUUAAUGAGUUUAAUUGAUACUGCUGUUGUUGGUCAAGGCAGCUCCACCGAACUCGCUGCUUUAGGCCCAGGAACGGUGUUCUGUGAUUAUACGAGUUAUCUGUUUAUGUUCCUUUCAAUUGCCACAUCGAAUUUGGUUGCUACGUCUCUUGCUAGGCAGGAUAAAAGUGAGGUGCAACAUCAGAUAUCUACCUUGCUCUUUGUUGGAUUGGCUUGUGGUUUCUUUAUGCUUUUCUUUACAAAGUGCUACGGCCGUUGGGCAUUGACUGCUUUUACGGGAGCAAAGAAUACAGAAAUCAUAACUGCAGCGAAUACAUAUGUUCAGAUUCGUGGGUUAGUAUGGCCGGCAUGGCUUGUUGGAUGGGUUGCCCAAAGUGCAAGCCUAGGGAUGAAAGAUUCAUGGGGGCCAGUCAAGGCUUUGGCAGUUGCAAGUGCCAUUAACGGCAUUGGUGAUAUAGUAUUAUGCAGAUUCCUAGGAUUUGGUAUUGCUGGAGCGGCAUGGGCAACAAUGGUAUCACAGGUCGUUGCAGCUUACAUGAUGAUCGAGGCUUUGAACAAAAAAGGAUAUAACGGUUUCGCCAUCUCUAUUCCAUCACGUAAUGAAUUCCUUCAGAUAUUCACGCUUGCAGCUCCAGCAUUUGUGGCAAUUUUGUCAAAGAUUGUUUUUUAUGCUCUGCUCGUCUACUUUGCUACAGCAAUGGGUACAAAAGCUGUUGCCGCCCAUCAGGUGAUGAUACAAUUAUACUGCAUCUGCGCUGUUUGGGGUGAACCUCUUUCUCAAACAGCACAGUCAUUUAUGCCUGAGCUGAUAUAUGGAGCUAAUCGAAGUUUAUCAAAGGUCAGAGAACUACUGAAAUCGCUGGUCAUCAUUGGUGCAUUAAGUGGACUUAUAUUGGGAUCUAUUGGAACAUUACUUCCUUGGCUAUUCCCCAAAAUCUUUUCUUCUGAUCCUGAAGUCAUACAUGAGAUGCAGAAGGUGUUGAUCCCUUUCUUCAUUGCACUAUGUGCUGCACCACCUAUUAAUUGCCUUGAAGGCACGUUGAUGGCUGGUAGAGACUUGAAGUUCCUAAGCAUAUCAAUGAGUGGGAUCGCUUGUUCGUGCACACUUCUUCUCUUGGGGUUGAGCAGAAGCGGUUACGGUUUAUCUGGAUGUUGGUUUGGACUUGUUGCAUUUCAGUUGUCUCUGUUUACUGUUUUGCUGCGUCGGCUCACCUUACCAGAUGGGAUACUAUAUUCUCAAGACCCUACUCAAAUUCAACUUGGGAAGAUGAAAACUGUAUAGUUACACACUGGAGUAGUCAUCAACUGCACACACAAAAGGUGGGAAUAAAAAAGACAAUGAAAAUAAGUUAUAAGCUGCUCAACGAAAGCGGUAGCUGGAAAAUGGAAGAGCAAACGAAGCUACGCCAUUGGUUCCCAAGGAAGAAUACAAAAGAAACAAACUUUAUUCAGUCAAAUCAAACAAACAGGCCUUGGUCGUGUCUACUACUUGAACAUUAAAGGGUAAAUUACAACCACACCCCUGAGGUAUGGUUAAUUUACGAAAAAAACCCUCUUGUUUGGAUAAUUAUAUCUACCCUCAACUAUAAUCUUUUCAUACAUCUCCACAUUAAUGGUGUCAAAUUCAACAUAAUCAUCUAGAUUUUGUGGAAUGUGCU